Molecule: messenger RNA, 2526 nt
Organism: Prosopis cineraria
Lineage: Eukaryota; Viridiplantae; Streptophyta; Magnoliopsida; Fabales; Fabaceae
Product: filament-like plant protein
Exons: 5
Coding region: 296-2431 (711 amino acids)
Source: RefSeq, a predicted model, not a curated record
CCCUCAUUAUCUGCAGCUCUUCCCACCCUUCCCCUUCUUUCUUAGCUGGUAAUAUGAAUGCCCCUGACAUUCUACGGAUUUUUUGCCCAUUCAUUUUCAAGACUGUUCAUUACUACCAAUGCUCCCUUUCUCUACUUCCACCAUCUUUUUAUCUGCGCGCUGAACUCUGAACCCUUCCUGUCGGCCUGACGCUCAUUGGCUCAGGUUUGGUUGGUCUUGGUCUCCUGUUGGUCAAAGUGUGCAGAUGAAACCCCCUGCAAUUCGGAAUCUAAUGUAGAGAUUAUUGAAACUGGUGAUGGAGAAAAAGAGGUGGUCUUGGAAGCGGAAAUCUUCUGAGAACAGCUCCGGCAGCUCUGACGGAACAGGAUCCGUGUCAUCCCAUUCUGAGAGAUCCUCGGAUGAACAGGAGGCAUUGAGGGAAUCUCCUAAUGGAAGCAAUCAAUCACCUGACGUCACCUCAAAAGCAGAACCUUGUUCUGAGGAUGUUGGCUGUAGUUUAUCUAUUGAUGCACAAGCAUCUGAGGUCACCUCAAAAGCUAUACCUGCUACAGACAAUGGAAGUGAUGGUUCAUUAGAAGAUGAGGGCAAUGAUUCUAAAGACAAUUUCAAAAAUGUAAAGGAAGGUGAUGUUAACGAGGGUCUAAAGAAGUUGUCAGAGAAGCUGUCUGCAGCGCUUGUGAAUGUCAGUGCCAAAGAAGAUUUGGUUAAACAGCAUGCAAAAGUUGCUGAAGAAGCCAUUGCAGGCUGGGAAAAGGCUGAAAAUGAAGCAGCUGUUUGGAAGAAGCAAUUAGAAUCAGCGGCUUUCAAGAAUUCUGUGCUUGAAGAUCGAGUCAUCCAUCUGGAUGGUGCACUUAAAGAGUGUGUUAGACAGUUAAGGCAGACAAGAGAAGAACAGGAACAAAAUAUACAUGAUGCUGUAGUAGAGAAAACUCAUGACUUGGAAUCAGCUAAACUUAAACUUGAAAAACAGCUCCUUGAGCUCCAGAGUAAACUAGAUACUUCUAAUGCUAGAUCUCCUGUUACAGUUUAUCAUGAUCUGUACCAAAAGGUUGAACAUUUGGAGAAAGAGAACUUGAAUCUCAAGCAUGAUCUAACUGCUCAACUUGAAGAGUUGAAAAUCAGGACAAUUGAGAGGGACUUGAGCACUAAAGCAGCUGAGACAGCUAGCAAACAACACUUGGAAAGCAUUAAGAAAAUGGCCAAGCUUGAGGCUGAGUGCCGGAGAUUGAAAAGCAUGUCUCGUAGAACGUCCUCAAUUAACGAUCAUAAAUCCUCUGCUUCAGCCUCAAUUUGUGUGGAAUCUCUCUCAGAUAGUCAAUCUGACAGUGGGGAACGGCUUAAUGCAGUGGAGAUCGUUGAUUUCCAUAAGAUGAAUGGCUUGGAAUCAAACAAGUGUGAGACAAGCUGUUCCGAUUCAUGGGCAUCUGCGCUAAUUGCUGAGCUUGAUCAGUUCAAAAACGAAAAGUGCCGGCAACCCUCAUCCGGUUCAAUCAACAUUGAUCUUAUGGACGAUUUUCUUGAAAUGGAACGACUUGCUUCAUUGUCUGAAACUAAGAAUGAGAGUUCUUGCCUGGAACCAGUUGCUGCAAAUCAGUGCAUUUAUGAAGAAGGCUCCCCCAGAACAGAGCUUGAAAAUAUGAAUCAGCAAAUGUCUGAACUAAUAGGGAGGUUAGAGAAGGCAGAAGCAGAGAAAGCUGAGCUGGAGAUAGCUUUGAUGAAAAGUGAAGACUGUAUUGAGGUAGCGCAGCUUCAAUUGAGACAAGCGGAGAUGAAACUGGACGAGAUGCAAAGAGUGCUAGAAGUUGCCUACAAAUCAAAGGAAAUGAUAGAAAAUCAACUUGUGAGAAUGGAGGAAGAGGCACAGACAAUAUUUGCUAAGGUUGACUCUUUAGAAGCAGAGGUUGAUAGGGAGAGGGCUACAUCAGUUGAAAUUGCCAUUAUGUGUAAAGAAUUAGAAGAAGAACUGGAAAGGAAGAAGCAAGGAGAGAACCUCAGGUGCGCAGUUAGCUCAUACGGCGAAAAGAAGAUGAAGAAGGAAGACCUAGCAUUAGCUGCUGGAAAGCUAGCUGAGUGCCAGAAAACAAUCGCAUCUUUGGGUAAUCAGUUGAAAUCUCUGGCAACACUAGAAGAUUUUCUCAUUGACACUGCUAGCAUUCCCGAGUUCUCUGCAAGCCCAUCACUCAUUGCUCGAGCCAGUGGAGACACGUGGAAGCUGCAUUCUAUUGAUACAUUUUCACCUAAAAGAGGUUCCAGUUCUUCAAAACAAGCCGAAGGGAGCCAUAGCCCGUCACUGAACAAAAAUGAAGGCUCGCCACCUUCGUCUUCUUUAUCAUCAUCAGCCAGGUUACCAAAUGUCAGUUCUGAGAGAAGUCGAAAUGGCUUUGCUAAAUUUUUCUCUCGAACAAAAAGUGGAAUUCGGCUAGAAAUUUAGAGUGUUGGAUACAAACUAACAUGGAUUUCAUUCAUGUACCAUGGUGUGUAGAUUAGAGACAUCUGAGUUAUCAUUAAAAAAAAGAUUUAAUGACA